AUGAUGAUAAUUUCAAAAAAAGAGGAAGAAUCGAUUGCACAUUUAUUAUCUGAUGCACAUUUAGAACCAGAUGUUGAAAUAGGAAUUAUUAAAAAUGUAACCAGUAGAUUGUUGGUAGGAUUAAGAUGGUGGAAUGAUAUUCAAGAGGAUGGAUCAAACAUGUGGAUGUUUGAAAGUCAUGAUCCAUCGAGACCAGUUAGUCCAACAGAUUCUCAUAUAUUUUGGGUUUCACUUUAUGCACCAAUAGUGAUAUGGAUAUUUUUUGGAUUUUUUGCAUUAUUAAAACAAUGCAAAUGCAAUAUUGGUUAUACUCAAUGUGACAAAGAUGCAAAAAAGAAAUGGGCAAGUAAUUUGGCAUCUAUGGCAGCAUCAGAAAGUCCAAGUCUUGUAGGAAGAUUAUUCACUACAGGUAUAGGAAAAUACUUUGGAUAA
This is a messenger RNA of Entrophospora candida, 432 nucleotides long. Lineage: Eukaryota; Fungi; Glomeromycota; Glomeromycetes; Entrophosporales; Entrophosporaceae. The record is from the annotation of a GenBank genome assembly.